GUGUUAUUCAAGCGUCGGUAGAAUUGGUGGCAAGCAGUAUACUUCUAUUGGUUAUGGUUGUGAAAGCGGUGGAAUUGUUGCUCAUGAGCUGGGACAUGCUCUUGGAUUUUGGCAUGAACAAAGUCGACCGGAUCGUGAUAUAUAUAUCAAUAUCAAUGAAGAUCAUAUAUUUCCGGGUACCAAAGGGAACUUUGAAAAAAGGAGUGAUAUUGCAAUUAUGGAUGUACCAUAUGAUUUUGGUUCUGUAAUGCAUUACGGUCCACAGGCAUUUACUAAUGAUUAUCAUUAUGUGACAAUCGAAACGAAAGAUCAUCGCUUUCAGCAUACAAUCGGUCAAAGGAAUGAUCUUUCCUUUAUCGAUAUCAAAGAAGCAAAUCGAAUGUAUUGUGGCGAUAAAUGUAAAAUAAAACUGAAUUGUUUGAAUGGUGGUUAUGAAGAUCCACGAAAUUGCGCCAUUUGUAAAUGUCCAGGAGGAAGUGCUGGUAUACGUUGCGAAAGUAUACCACGAUCUACAAUGGGUUGUGGAGGUGAACUGAUAGCUGAUGAUAAAUGGCUUACAUUAAAAAAUAAUAUCGUUGGAAAUUGCUUUUGGCGAAUAACUGCACCACAAGGAAAAGUGCAUUUAGAGGUGUUAGAUGCAACAUAUAUAUGUGAUUCAUCAUGUGCUGAUAAUUAUCUGGAGAUAAAACAUGGAAUAAUGCUGGAACAAACUGGAUUUAGGCAAUGUUGUAAUGCUGUACCAGAUUCCACAUCAAAUCCAUUACCUAAACCACCUCCAGCACAAUGGAAAGGAUAUGGUGGAAUAACCGGAUUGAUUGGAGCUGAAAAUGGUAUUGAUAAUACUUGGGAACGUGUUGUUCUUAAAGAACUCCCGCGAACACUUCAAACUUUUGGUCGACCAUCUAAAAAUUUAUUUUCCGAUAUUUCUCGUAUUUUGCAAAUGUUUUUUAAUCAACGAUAA
Loa loa (African eye worm) is the source of this 961-nucleotide messenger RNA. RefSeq lists its product as hypothetical. The transcript has 9 exons. Lineage: Eukaryota; Metazoa; Nematoda; Chromadorea; Rhabditida; Onchocercidae. The annotation marks the transcript as partial. Gene Ontology annotation, biological process: proteolysis. The record is from RefSeq and is a predicted model, not a curated record. Gene Ontology annotation, molecular function: metalloendopeptidase activity; zinc ion binding.